Messenger RNA from Cladophialophora yegresii CBS 114405, 852 nucleotides. Its product is annotated as hydrolase-HD superfamily protein. The transcript is spliced from 2 exons. Gene Ontology annotation, cellular component: cytoplasm. Gene Ontology annotation, molecular function: 5'-deoxynucleotidase activity. Bases 1 to 852 code for a protein of 283 amino acids. The record is from RefSeq and is a predicted model, not a curated record. Lineage: Eukaryota; Fungi; Ascomycota; Eurotiomycetes; Chaetothyriales; Herpotrichiellaceae.
AUGGCCGAUAGACCUGAGAUCCCACCUACUCAACCUCUAUACACGCUCCGGUCGUCUCACACAUCGUCUCUCCCUAAACCAAACCCUUGGUCCGUCCGGGGAGUCUUGAAGGACCUGCCCAACCCGCCAACCGAGAACUCAUCCUCGCCUGUACCCUUCUUCCACUAUCUCGAACGUCUGAAACUGGAAAAGCGCGAAGGAUGGCGAAGGUUUGGCAUCGACAAGGGCGAGUCAAUAGCAGAUCAUAUGUAUCGAAUGUCGCUGAUCACCAUGCUCGCACCGCCUGAGCUGAGUUCGCGACUAGAUAUUCCGCGCUGUACGAGGAUGGCAUUGGUUCAUGACAUGGCCGAGGGGCUCGUUGGAGAUCUGACGCCGGUGGAUGGUGUGCCGAAGGUGGAGAAGAGCCGACGCGAAGCUGAGACGAUGGAUUGGGUGGCUCAGUCACUACUGGGGAAAGUACAUGGGGGCCUCCCAGGGAAAGACAUCCGUGCAGCAUGGCAAGAAUAUGAAGACAGUGAGACAGUGGAGUCAAAGUUCGUCCACGACGUCGACAAGAUAGAACUGAUCUUGCAGAUGGUGGAGUAUGAGCGGGCAAACGAGUGCACCAUUGAUCUUAGUGAGUUCAGCUGGGUAGCGAAAAAGAUCGCCUUGGAGGAGAUGAAGACUUGGGCGCAAGACAUCCUCAACGAAAGGACGGAACUGUGGAAGAGCAAGGACUUGGCACCGAGAGAGCCGACGCGGGCAGCAACUAUCAAGGAACAACAGGAUGAGUACUACGGCAACAAUAGCAGGACCGCUCAGCCUUUGGGUAAUGGGGUCACGGACACUCAAAUGAACGGGCACGCACAGUGA